CGGCGGUCGCGGUAGAUAUAGGAUGGGGGGUGAAGGAUGCUCGGUGGGGGAGACGGUAGAUCGAUCCCGAGACAAUCAUGCGUGGAGGAUGCUUUGCGAUUGACGAUGCUGUGUGAGGGACGUCGGGUUUCUCUUUUGUGGAGGGGUGGCGUGUGUCUCGUGGUAACCGGCGCCGUGCUUGCUAGAGAGAUUCUGGCCGGAGGAGGGGUUAGGGUGUUGGGGGGACACAAGAAAUGGGUAUACUUGAAUAAGGUGGUUGAUCUUGAUACUCCCUGGGAGCUUGCCAUGUCCACCAGAAACUUUUACAGAUUUUGAAGGCUUUGCUUACGUGGCUACCAAGGGUGUCUACUUCUGUUUCAGUAACAUGAUGUCUGGGAUUGGGGUAUACUGGGGUAGAUGCAGCUCUUUCGCAUGUUUGUGUGAAGAUAAUA
Messenger RNA from Aspergillus brunneoviolaceus CBS 621.78, 431 nucleotides. RefSeq lists its product as uncharacterized. Lineage: Eukaryota; Fungi; Ascomycota; Eurotiomycetes; Eurotiales; Aspergillaceae. The record is from RefSeq and is a predicted model, not a curated record. The transcript has a single exon. The coding region runs from base 106 to 315 and encodes 69 amino acids.